AUGGGAGUUCGACAUGUCUUGGGAACUGGUACUUACUUGGGUUUACCGUCUAUGAUAGGGAGGAGUAAGAGGUCCAUUUUUUCUUUUAUUAAGGAUCGCAUUUGGAACCGUAUCAAUUCAUGGAAAGGGCGGUCCUUAUCCAGAGCAGGAAAAGAAGUUAUGAUCAAAUCAGUUCUUCAAGCAAUUCCAACUUAUAUCAUGAGCAUAUUUAUUCUACCGGAUGGGGUUGUUAAUGAGAUUGAGAAGAUGUUAAACUCUUUUUGGUGGGGAGGAGGCUCUAAUAGCAAAGGAAUAAGUUGGAAGGCUUGGGAUAAAGUGACUUGUGCAAAGGAAGCGGGAGGUUUGGGAUUUAGGGACUUUAAAGCGUUAAAUAUGGCUAUGGUGGCUAAACAAGGUUGGUUUCUUAUGGAAAAUCCGAAUGCUUUAGUAACCAGAAUCUUCAAAGCGAGGUAUUUUCCGAAGUCUAAUUUAUUCGAUGCUAAGGUGGGCUACAAUCCGAGUUUUGUUUGGCGGAGUAUUUGGAAGGCUAGAGAGGUCCUUAUGCUUGGAUGUCGGUGGAGGAUUGGUGACGGCAGAAAUAUAAGGAUUAUGAAUGAACCAUGGCUGAGGGGGAGUAGAGAAGGUUGCUUGAUGGGCCCUCAAAAUCAACGUGUGUACACUCUAACCAUUAAUGAUCUUUUGUUGCCUAAUGUCAAACAAUGGAAUAUGGGAGUUUUACGCGAUUUGUUUGAUUAUUCAGUGGUUCGAGAUAUUUUACAAGUUCCGUUAGCAGAGGAUGUGAUGGAAGACCGCAUAGUUUGGAAGGAUGAUGCUAAAGGUCUUACUGAUAUUAUAUCUCCUCGUCUUAAUAUAUUUCAGGAUAUCAGUUCCCUUAUUCUGGAUAUUUGUGUGAAGGAGGAUAGAAAAACCGCAGGAAGAGUUGCGGUUAUGUUGGAAGGUUUGUGGAAGAAUAGGAAUGAUUUUGUAUGGCAUAAUGAGAAGGAAGAUGCAUCUAAACAAGGUUGGCUAGCUUUUCAUAAGUGGCAAGAGUGGUUUCUGGCCCAAAAUCUUCGGGAAACGCAGAUAGAUAACGGAGAGUUGGUUCAUUGGAAUCCGCCUUCUUCUUGUUGCUUUAAAUGUAAUGUCGAUGCUGCCUUUAAUCAGCAUGCUGGAUCUAUGAAUCGAGGUUGGUGUAUUCGUAACGAUCACGGUAACUUUAUUGCUGCAGGGUCUGCGUGGGAUAGUUGUACUUUCUCUGUGCUAGAGGCGGAGGCCUUAGCCCUUAAGGAAGCAAUCCAAGCUAGUUCUACGUUACAUAAUACUCCGAUGAUUUUUGAGAGUGAUUCCCAACAGGUGGUCAAAGCUCUUAGUUCCAGUUCGAAAGGUAGUUCGGAGUUUAUCACUAUUAUUAAUUCUAUUAAGUUGUUACUUUUAGUUUUUCCCAACUUUGAGGUUAAGUUCAUUAAGCGUCAAGCGAAUAUGGUUGCCCAUACCUUAGCCAAGGCGGCCAAUUCUUGGUCUCGUCGCUGUUUAUUUGAUGUAAUUCCUCAUUGUAUUACUUUCCAUUUGAUUAAUGAAAGCAGUUGA
Messenger RNA from Vicia villosa (hairy vetch), 1566 nucleotides. RefSeq lists its product as uncharacterized. Lineage: Eukaryota; Viridiplantae; Streptophyta; Magnoliopsida; Fabales; Fabaceae. Bases 1 to 1566 code for a protein of 521 amino acids. The record is from RefSeq and is a predicted model, not a curated record. The transcript is spliced from 2 exons. Gene Ontology annotation, molecular function: nucleic acid binding; RNA-DNA hybrid ribonuclease activity.